UUGAGCGCCAUAUUGGAGUGUAACUAACUAGCUAUUGUUAUAAAUAGGGUCGGGGCUGCUGCUGGCUGAGUUUACAUGUUUUCUACAAGUUUGUUCUAAGGAAAAGAGAAAGUUAUCGGUUGGUCAUGAAAGAAAUGUCAGCGAACAGUAACAGUAUGCAUGGCGGGCAGCAGCCUCAGAAACACUAUGGCAUUACCUCAUCCAUUAGCAUGGCCUUCCCCAGGGAGGUGGACCAUCAGUACACACACAAGCUCAGCGAGGCCAUGAAACCCUUUGGGGUGUUUGAGGAUGAGGACGAACUCAACCACAGACUCGCAGUUCUUGGGAAGUUGAAUACAUUUGUCAAGGAAUGGAUUGCCGAGAUCAGUGAAACGAAGAACCUCCCACCAUCAGCGAUAACCAAUGUGGGGGGGAAGAUCUUCACCUUUGGGUCUUACCGGCUUGGAGUUCACACUAAAGGGGCGGAUAUUGAUGCCUUGUGUGUAUCGCCGCGACACGUGGAGAGGACAGACUUCUUCGACUCAUUCUUUGCAAAGCUCAAACUGCACGAAGAGAUCAAAGACCUACGGGCGGUGGAGGAUGCCUUUGUACCUGUGAUCAAAUUCAAGUUUGACGGCAUCGAGAUUGACCUGUUGUUUGCACGGCUGGCUCUGCAGUCCAUCCCAGAUAACCUGGAUCUGAGAGGAGACUCCCACCUGAGGAACCUGGACAUCCGCUGCAUCCGCAGUCUCAAUGGCUGCAGAGUGACAGAUGAGAUCCUGUACUUGGUACCAAACAAGGAGAACUUCAGACUAACCCUGAGGGCCAUCAAGCUGUGGGCCAAACGCCGUGGGAUCUACUCCAACAUGUUGGGCUUCCUGGGUGGAGUCUCCUGGGCCAUGCUGGUAGCCAGGACCUGCCAGCUCUACCCCAACGCUGUGGCCGCCACUCUCGUACACAAGUUCUUCCUCGUCUUCUCCAAAUGGGAAUGGCCAAAUCCUGUGCUUUUGAAACAGCCUGAAGACAGCAAUCUGAAUCUACCUGUUUGGGAUCCACGAGUGAAUCCGUCAGACCGGUACCACCUGAUGCCCAUCAUCACGCCAGCCUACCCCCAGCAGAACUCUACCUACAACGUCUCCUCUUCCACACGCACCAUCAUGAGCGAGGAGUUCAAAUACGGUCUCAGUGUUACAGAUGACAUCCUUCAGGGGAAAACCGACUGGUCCAAACUGUUCCAGCCACCCAACUUUUUCCUGAAGUACAAGCAUUAUAUUGUUCUGACUGCCAGUGCAUCCACAGAAGAAAACCAGUUAGAAUGGAUUGGUCUGGUGGAGUCUAAGAUCCGUGUCCUGGUGGGGAACCUGGAGAGGAAUGAGUACAUCACCCUGGCACACGUCAACCCCACAUCCUUCCCCGGGAACAAGGAGAGCUGUAGCGAGAACGAGUUUGUCUCCAUGUGGUUCAUUGGGAUCAUCUUCAAGAAAGUGGAGAACGCAGAGAGCGUCAACAUCGACCUGACCUACGACAUCCAGUCCUUCACAGAUACAGUUUACAGGCAGGCCAACAACAUCAACAUGCUGAAGGAUGGGAUGAAGAUCGAAGCGACACACGUGAAGAAGAAGCAGCUCCACCAGUACCUUCCUGUUGAGCUGGUGCAGAGGAAGAAGAGGAGCAUAGUGGAGCUGAACCGUAACUCCAACGGCGGGAGUUCCAAGCGGUCCUCUCUCGACGGCAGUCAGCUGGACAGUUCCAGAGACACCGACUCCGGGACUCCCUUCAGCUCUCCCACCUCCGCCUGCAAGCCGUCCAGGCCGGCCGCCUCAGACACAGACGACAGUUUGACACCCCCCAAGCUGCCAGCCUCUCUGUUUGUGGAGAACAGCUCCUCUGUGCCAGACGUCUCUCCACCCAGGGCCGAUCAGGAGAAGGGGUUGUCCAUCCCCGUCAUUGGAUCAAAGUCCAAGCCCUCUGCCCCAACUGGCCCAGUCGGUAGCACCAUUCCUACAGUAGUGGGUAGGAGCGUGGUCUCUCUCCCUGGCAGUACCAGCACUACAGAGCAGAACCAGAACGGAUCCAAGAGACUCCACUCCCCUACGCUGGAGGAUCAGUCCAAGAGACUGAAAGACAGCGCAGAGCCGCUGGCUGAUGUCUUGACCUUCAAGGAGCCGUUCCCUCCGUCUGGCGACGGCAGGGAGCAAGGGGACGGAGUCCAAGUGGUGAGUCCUCCAGCAGGCAGCACCAUUCCUACAGUAGUAGGCAGGAGCGUUGUACCCUGCCUGGGCUCCUCUAGAGAUACAUCCAGCCCGACCGAGCAGAACCAGAAUGGAGCCACCGCUGCAGCCAAGAGACCUCACUCCCCCACACAGGACGGACCCCCCAAGAGGAUACGAGACCCUGCAGAUCUGCUGGUGUCCGGUGAUGACUCUGCAUUCAAGGAGCCGUUCCCUUUAUCUAGCGACGGCCAGGAGCAAGGGGACGGAGUGAACGUCGAAAGUCUUGGAGGGGUAAAGGCUAUGCCUAUUCCAACUAUCGACACAUCAAGAACACAGAGACUUCCCAGUAUGGAGCUGCCAGACGUGACCUCUCCCCUCCCCAGCAGUAACCACCAGCGGGUGGUUAAGAACUCCAUCAGACUAGCCCUCAACAGGCACAGGUAACCCCAGGUAACGCCCCCCCCCCCCCAAACCCCUUCCUUCACGAGGCCAGGCCCUACAACACUGACUAGCUCCAGACCUGAGAGAUCCAAAAUCAAGACGACUGUGGUAAAACCUAGUGAGGAAGCCGAUUUUUAACUCUCCCGCUCACCCCAUCCUGUCACUGGACGAUGUGCAACGACAGUCCCUUGUUCCCCCAAAAAAUGUCAUCUCUGUUUCUAUGGUCCCCUUCCCAGUUGAGCCUGAAGCAGAAAUUAAAAUGCUGAUUUAAGAUUGGGUUGGAGAAGAGUUGGAUUUAUUUAUUUAUUGUAAAUUCCCCCCUCUUCCUUUACUGUGUGUAGUUUUAAAUGGCCUUAACGUGUCGAUGCUUGCUACUACACCGGUCUGUACCACCCUGAUGUUUUAACAGAUGGAAAAGUUCUACAGUAGGUGUAGUUUAUUGUACAUAGCUCGUCUUUAAAAAAAUAAAUAAAAAAAGAAUCACAGACGUUUAGUCUUUCCAUACAGCUGUUAUAGUUUUAUGAUCUAAAAUGAAAAGAAAAAAAAAAGUUUAAAAAAUGUAUUGUCCCCCCCCUGUUUGUCAACCACAUUACAACGUGACCUUGAUAGCCAAUCUCAGCCUUCCCACCCAGUAGACUCAGCAGCUUGGGUUGUGUUCAUUUGGGCUCUACAUAUGAAAAUGUUUUGCAACAGAAACCUGAAAUGAGCAUUCCUUUAUGGAUAAGUUCAGAUGGUACCUCCCUUUUUUCUUCCUGUCUAUUCCCCCUCUAGGUUAACAGGACCUCCUCUAUGCUCCCCCCCACUAGGUUGGUUAACAGGACCUCCUCUAUGCUCCCCCCACUAGGUUGGUUAACAGGACCUCCUGUGUAUAUCCCUUCCCUCUUGGUUAACAGGACCUCCUGUGUACGUCUUCCCUCUUCGUUAAAGGGCCUCCUGUAUGUUCUCUCUCAAGCUUUGACACCCACUAGAAUAGAGAACCAACUCUCCUGGAGAUCUACUGGGUAUUGUAGGCUUUUGCUCCAGCCCUGCACUAGAUUCACACACCUGAUACAGCCAACCAGGGUCCUGAGGGGCAGAUCAUUAGUAGAAUCAGGUGUUUUAUAGUAGGGCUGGAACACAACCCUGCGUGCGGUGCGGUAAGCUACUGUUCCCCAGGCAGCUCUAGAACCCAGGGAAUGUACUAAACAUGAGGGACUGGACGGUUGUGUUGCGCUAGCAGGGUCAUGGUUGUGAAGUGGUUCACAGCUGGAUUUGUGUUACGGAAAGGGUUUCAAGCUUUUGCUGGUGUGUGUGUGUGUGAGGAUGUUGGUGUACAUGAGUUAGUGUGUGUGUUGUAAUUCCCUCAGUGUGGGGUGUUGAUCCUCUGCACCUCCCGUGGAGGUUCUUAAACAUGGCGUCUCCUGGGGUCAUCCGGGGCUGAGUCCCAAAUAGCACCCUAUUCUAUAUAUAGUGUACUACUUUUGACCAGAGCCAUAAACGGCCCUGGUCAAUAGAAGUGUCCUCUGUAGGGAAUAGGGUGCAAUUUCAGAUGCGGUCUGGUUGAGGAGUUGACCUCUCAAAUCAAAUUUCAGGACUCUUACUCACAAAAUUUCUGAGUACGAGUGCUGAUCUAGGAUCAGGUCCCCCUUGUCUAUAUAAUGUUGUUCGUUUUAAGCAAUCAGGCACGAGCGGGUGUGGUAUGCGGCCAAUAUUCUGUGGCUAUGGGCUGUUCUUAUGCGCAACGUGGAGGGCCUGGAUACAGCCCUUAGCCGUGGUAUAUUGUCCAUAUUCCACAAACCCCCCGAGGUGCUUUAUUGCUAUUAUAAACUGAUUAUCAACGUAAUUACAACAGUAAAAAAUAAAUGUUUUGUCAUACCUGUGGGAUACGGUCUGAUAUACCACGGAUGUCAGCCAAUCAGCAUUCAGGGCUUGAUCCACACAGCUUAUCUGAUUUAAACGUCAAAACUGACUGUAGAUCAGCUGUGGUGCUCUGAGGCCCUUUUGAGUAUAAGCCCUGCUCUCCGUUAAACAGUAAUCUCUCUCUCUCCAUUCUACCCUGGUUCGGUGUACAGAAAGCAUCUGUUUUGCAUCCCAAAUGGCACCCUAUUCCCUACAUGGGGCUCUGGUCGAGAGUAGUGCACUAAAUAGGGAAUAGGGUGUUAUUUGGGACUCACCAUAUGUAUUAUAACAGGCGUAUUCUCUUCAUAUUUUUUUGUUUUCUUAUUGCUUUGUGUGUAUUUGUACGGUUUUGUAUCAUCUGUUCUAACAGCUGAAGGAUCUCAAUGACUUUUACACCACUCUGUUUUCCAACAACUUUCUCUGUGCUUUUUGAGAAACAAUUAAACAGGUCAUUUAUCAGUUGUUUUUUUUUGUAGGGCAACAAGUUGUAUUGGAAAAGGUAUUUUUGUAUGUAUUGUCUAUCACCUUUAAACGAGACCAUUAAAUCCAUAAAACCCCUA
Messenger RNA from Oncorhynchus nerka (sockeye salmon), 5071 nucleotides. It is a transcript of the gene papolg, whose product is annotated as poly(A) polymerase gamma. Gene Ontology annotation, molecular function: RNA binding; poly(A) RNA polymerase activity. The coding region runs from base 126 to 2636 and encodes 836 amino acids. Gene Ontology annotation, cellular component: nucleus. NCBI's taxonomy places the organism in Eukaryota, Metazoa, Chordata, Actinopteri, Salmoniformes, Salmonidae. The transcript has 24 exons. The record is from RefSeq and is a predicted model, not a curated record.